This is a messenger RNA of Helianthus annuus (common sunflower), 1946 nucleotides long. Its product is annotated as citrate synthase, mitochondrial. The transcript is spliced from 19 exons. Lineage: Eukaryota; Viridiplantae; Streptophyta; Magnoliopsida; Asterales; Asteraceae. The coding region runs from base 177 to 1592 and encodes 471 amino acids. The record is from RefSeq and is a predicted model, not a curated record. Gene Ontology annotation, cellular component: mitochondrial matrix. Gene Ontology annotation, biological process: tricarboxylic acid cycle; carbohydrate metabolic process; citrate metabolic process.
AAUGUGUAUAAAGCAGUUGAAUUAGGGCCUUAAUCUUUCAAUAACACCUUCUUCCCCAAUUUCCUCCUAAAAUAUUCCCUCCACUUUUUCUUCUUCUGUCAUUUUAUAGCGUAAUUUCGCAGCUUCCACCUCUUUGAUCUUUCAAAAUUAAAGAAAGUGAGGUCUGAUCUUCAACGAUGGUGUUUUACAGGAGUGUUUCACUGCUUUCUAAGCUAAGAAAUCGUGCUGUUCAACAGGGUAGUCUGAGCAAUUCGGUAAGAUGGCUUCAAGUCCAGGCCUCCUCUGACCUUGAUAUCCGGUCACACCUUAAGGAAUUAAUUCCAGAACAGCAGGAACGCCUGAAAAAGAUCAAAUCAGAAUAUGGAAAAGUGCAACUGGGUAACAUUACUGUUGAUAUGGUACUUGGUGGGAUGAGAGGAAUGACGGGUCUGCUAUGGGAAACAUCCUUACUUGACCCAGAUGAGGGAAUUCGCUUCCGGGGUCUCUCUAUACCCGAAUGCCAGAAGGUACUGCCAGCUGUAAAGCCUGGUGGAGAGCCGUUACCUGAGGGUCUUCUUUGGCUUCUGUUGACCGGAAAGGUGCCCUCUAAAGAACAAGUGGAUGCUUUAUCCUCAGAAUUACGCAGUCGCGCCACUAUCCCAGAUCAUGUGUAUAAAGCUAUUGAUGCAUUACCUAUAACAGCUCAUCCAAUGACUCAGUUUACAACUGGUGUUAUGGCUCUACAGGUACAAAGUGAAUUUUCAAAAGCAUAUGAGAAUGGAAUUCAUAAAUCCAAAUAUUGGGAGCCAACAUUUGAAGAUUCUCUUUCAUUGAUCGCACAAGUGCCAGCUGUCGCUGCAUACGUUUACCGUAGGAUCUAUAAAAAUGGAGAAAUUAUACCUGCAAAUAACUCACUAGAUUAUGGUGGGAAUUUUGCUCACAUGCUUGGAUUUGAAAGUCCUGAAAUGCAAGAGCUUAUGAGGCUUUAUGUCACUAUCCAUAGUGACCACGAAGGUGGAAAUGUCAGUGCUCAUACAGGUCAUCUUGUUGCUAGUGCCCUAUCGGAUCCAUACCUCUCGUUUGCUGCGGCAUUAAAUGGUCUAGCGGGACCCCUCCAUGGUUUGGCUAAUCAGGAAGUUCUGCUUUGGAUAAAGUCUGUGGUAAAUGAAUGUGGAGAGAACAUAAGCAAAGAUCAGUUGAAAGAUUACGUCUGGAAAACCCUCAAUAGCGGGAAGGUUGUUCCUGGAUUUGGGCACGGAGUUCUGAGAAAAACGGAUCCGAGAUACAUGUGUCAAAGAGAGUUUGCGUUAAAGCAUUUGCCUGAGGAUCCUCUGUUCCAGCUGGUUUCAAAGCUAUAUGAUGUGGUGCCCCCAAUACUAACAGAACUCGGAAAGGUGAAAAACCCUUGGCCAAAUGUUGAUGCUCACAGUGGGGUGCUGCUUAAUUAUUAUGGUUUAACUGAAGCAAGAUAUUACACGGUUCUCUUUGGUGUAUCUCGGGCCAUUGGAAUCUGCUCUCAGCUUAUAUGGGACAGAGCCCUUGGGUUGCCACUGGAGAGGCCAAAAAGUGUUACAAUGGAAUGGCUUGAAAAACACUGCAACAAGUCUGUCUGAUUUUGCAUGUCAGUGGUAAAAGUUUACGUCUUUUGGAAAUAAUAAUGGUUGCUCAGCCUUUCAUGGGGUCUUUCCACUGGCGGCAAGAGGCGGUUGAUGGUGUUUGAGGUGGUUAGGGUGGUUGCUUGAAUCAAGUAGAGGAACAAGUUCUUGCUGAUGAGUUUUGUUGAUUGUAUAAAAAAGCCUGUAGCUUGACAGUUGACAAUGCCAUUGUCCUUUGGACAUUUUGUCUACAUCAGAUUUUUGUGUUUGUUCGAUCAAUAAUAUUUUGUGUUACCUAAAAUUUUACUUGGUCUUGAUUGGUCCGAUUGCAAUGAUGAUUAUAACAUGAAAAUAAUCAUGUUUUGGUUGUAA